Teleopsis dalmanni is the source of this 2867-nucleotide messenger RNA. Its product is annotated as DNA repair protein complementing XP-C cells homolog. The transcript is spliced from 5 exons. Gene Ontology annotation, biological process: nucleotide-excision repair; mismatch repair. The coding region runs from base 1 to 2790 and encodes 929 amino acids. The record is from RefSeq and is a predicted model, not a curated record. Gene Ontology annotation, cellular component: cytoplasm; XPC complex; nucleotide-excision repair factor 2 complex. NCBI's taxonomy places the organism in Eukaryota, Metazoa, Arthropoda, Insecta, Diptera, Diopsidae. Gene Ontology annotation, molecular function: single-stranded DNA binding; damaged DNA binding.
AUGAACUUAUGGGUACAAGUUAUCGAACAUAGCACAAGUCGCAGUGGUAUCGAUUCUUCUGUAAAUAAUUUGGAUCACAGUAUAGAAAUAGAAGUGGAAAUACCAUCUGUCCAUGGACGUCGUAGAGAAAAAAAGAAAAAGGAAGACAUAGAAAUGGCAUUUAGGCGAAGAAUAAAUCGUGACAUGAAAGAGCGUCAACUUUUAUUGCACAAGGCUAGUCUUCUAUGCCUUUUCGGUAGAAGCUACAAAUAUAAUCGUAUUCUUAAUGAUACACUGCUAAUGUCUGCUGCACUAAAAUUGCUACCUGGUAAAGAAUCAUAUCCAAACGAAGGAGGUACUGAAGUUAAAUAUUUCGUGUCUUUGGUUAAGUGGUUUAAAGGUACGGUUAAAGUUGCGGAUAAUGUAUUUUAUUCAACGAAACGAGUACGCAACAAACGCAAAGAAUUGUUGCAGCAAAUUCAACGUAAAGAAGCACUUUGUAACCAAGAUCUUGUUUUUAUCCUUGUUAUUCUCUUACGAGGUAUGGGCAUACAAUGCCGUUUAAUAGUAAAUUUGCAACCGCUUCCUAUACGACCACCUCAAUCGGAUUUAUUAGUAAUUAAAUUGAAACCUGAUGAUGGUAACAAUAAAGAAACUGUACCACCUAAGAAAUCAAAAUCUAGUGAACUAUCUGACAAAUCUAGUAAAGAAUCAACACCAAUGAAAUCUGAAAAAAAAAUAGAACAAAAACUUACAGCUGGUGUUAAAUCUAAAUCCGCUGAGAAAGACAAAUCACAAGAUGGUAAGAAACUCAAUGAAGGAAAUACGAUGAACAAUGGGGACAAUAACAAGAAAAAUAAUAAAUCAAGCACACGUACAAAAGCGAAAGAAACAACAAAUUUAAAAGAAUCAAAAUUAAAUUCUAAAAGCGAUUUAGAGGAAAUUCCAGUUUCUACCAAUUUAGAAGUAAAAAGAAUCAACAGAACCAGGCAAAAGCCAUCUACUAUUGACGAUAACAUCAAUGCAAAAAACACCAAUCCGAAAAUACUUAUAACAAAGGCAACCGAAGAUAAAAAAAAGAAAGAAUUGAAAACAUCCAGUUCUCGAAGCAAAAACAAAUUGCCAAUUAAGGAAAAUGAACUUAAUAAAGAUGCGGAUAAUGUUGGAGUUUCAGAAGUUAUUGAAGGAAAUAAUAAAAAACAAAGUAACUCAAGGACGAAACCAAAUAUAAAAAAAUUAUCCGCUUCAAAUUCAGUAUCAAAACCAAUAUCCAAUAAUAUAAAUGAAUUACAAGAUGUUAAUUCAGGUAAUGCGGAAGCAGCUAGUAUGACAGCUUCAACAUCUACACUAAAUUCAGACACAACAAAAACUAAAAGCAAAAGACCAAAAAUUUCAAAACUUAUAGUACAAACCGCCGGAAAUGCUAAGUCAAAUAAGCCAGACGAAAAACUAAAAGUACCAACUAAACGGGUUCUACGUCCACGUCAAAAUUCGAAUGAAGCUACAAAUACUGCCGAACAAAAGAAAAAAUUAGCCAUACCACAACUUGAUGGUGCACAAGAUUUUGAUUCUGAUGAGGAUAAACCGUUGAAUCAUCGUAAGAACAAAACUGCUCCAAAAUUGCAAAAACUAAAAUCGCGUAGUAAAGAAGAAUCAGAUGAUGAUUUCAAACCAUCGCCUCCUAAAAAACCGAAAAAAGCACCAAUUCUGCCAAAAGCAGUCCAGAAUUUACGUAAGGAUCGAAGAGUACUCUCUACAGAUGAGGAAUCAUCUGACAAACCUAAAAGAAAACCCAACGCAGCAGAUAUGUGGUUGGAAGUGUGGUCCGAUAAACAAGACCAAUGGGUGUGCAUAGAUUUAUUUAGGGGGGAAGUAGAUGCGGUUAAUUCAAUACGGAAAUCUGCUAGUCCUAUUUUAGCAUAUGUAUUUGCUUUCCAAAGUGAUUUGAGCAUAAAAGAUGUUACAGCACGUUAUUGCACAAAUUGGGCGGCAACACUCCGCAAAUUGCGUGUCGAUAAAUCUUGGCUUGAGAUGGCGAUUUCACCUUAUUAUGGUGUACGUACGGAACGUGACAAACGUGAAAAUCAAGAAUUACGACGUUUGCAUGAAGAGAAGCCAAUGCCUACAGCGAUAUCGGAGUUUAAAGAUCACCCACUUUAUGCGCUUCAACGGCAUUUACUUAAAUUUCAAGCAAUAUAUCCACCUAAUGCACCAACACUAGGUUUUGUACGUGGAGAACCAGUUUACUCACGAUUCUGUGUGCACACUCUACAUUCAAGAGAAAUUUGGUUGAAAGAUGCACGUACUGUAAAAUUGGGUGAAGAACCUUAUAAGAUAGUUAAAGCACGUCCAAAAUGGGAUCGGUUAACGCAAAGUGUUAUAAAAGAUCAACCACUUGAGAUAUUUGGUUAUUGGCAAACAGAGGAAUAUGAUCCACCAACUGCUGAGAAUGGAAUUGUGCCACGUAAUGCCUAUGGUAAUGUGGAACUAUUUAAGGAAUGUAUGUUACCUAAAAAAACUGCACACAUACGUUUGCCUGGUUUACAACGAAUUUGCAAAAAGCUUGGCAUUGAUUGCGCUAAUGCAGUUAUUGGCUUUGAUUUUCAUCAAGGCGCUUGCCAUCCCACAUUUGACGGGUUUGUGAUAUGUGAAGAGUUUCGAGAUCAAGUAACUGCAGCGUGGUAUCAGGAUCAGGAAGAACAAGAUCGUAAAGAACAGGAAAAAUACGAAGCACGAGUUUAUGGCAAUUGGAAAAAACUUAUUCGCGGUCUUCUAAUCCGCGAACGUCUUAAGAAGAAAUAUAAUAUGUAAUUUAAUUUCUUACUUUAAGAAAUGUAAUGAGCAUAAGCACAUCAUUUAAAUUUUAUAAAGUCAAAUUCUGUUUUUGU